AUGGCUGCCUCUGCUUCGGCCCCUCCGCAUCUCUCCUCCCCGGCGCUUGGAGUUGCCGAUCAUGAAGAUAGCAACGUUUCCAGCCCUCUCAGUGAGGUUGAUACGAAAGAUGAUAAUGACGACGAGAUCGAACAUAUGCAUCUAGAUCACGACGACGAAGACAGCGUUCGGCGUAGUCCUAGAAAGAAACCCCACGCCGCCUCUGACUCUGACAGCGUCCUCUCUGACGCCCACUCUGAUCUUCCAUCCGAUGGCAACGUCACAGAAGCCGAGACAGAAAGGCUCUACGACACACCUCGACAUCAGAGACAGAGAGACGUUGUGGUAGACCAAUUUAAUGAGGGUCAAGUCUAUGAGCAUACUCCCAGCAAGCUACGAAGAACUGCCAACCUACACGAUCUUGACGAUGACGAAUCUGCCAUUGAUGAUGACGACGCUUCAACAGGCUCGCCUACAGUCGGUGGAGACUCUCCGACAAAGCGCGCGACCAUGAACGACGAAGACUUCGAGGAUGGAAACAAAAGUGACACCCAAGAGCGCAAGCGCAAGCGCUCACCCGCCGCCGAGCAAUCCGAAACAGAACAGCCGCUUAGAAAACGAACUAGUUCAGUACAUGCGACUGAUGCGGGCGCACUCCACCAGCUCGAAGAGACCGUGCUUCAUGAGGGUGAGGCCACUCCCGCGAACGGGAGUAGCGGUACCCAUACACCUGUUGAAGACAUCGAUGUAUCCCCGCGGAAAAAGCCCACAAGUCGCGAAUCUGAUCUGACGGAACGCAUAUCACGUGUAGCUAAGAAAAACACGCGUGGAUCUAAACGAAAAGCAGCCGCUGCUGCUGAUCUAGAUCACGACACUGACAGCGGCAGCCAUGAUGGUGCGCGUGAUAGCGCAAGAGGGACGGACGUGGAUAAUCACGGUGAUGAAGUCGACCCAGACGCUGACGAGGAGGUGGACUCGGCGACUGCGCACGAUGAAGAAUUGGAACGCAAACACGCCGCGUUCAAGGAUUGGACAGUCAUAGAAGAAAUGUUCGGGGUCUUUCGUGAUAGACUCUAUAAAGACCGACUCCAAAGGCUUGAAGAAGAAGAGCAAUCUCUCCUCGCUGAUGUACCGACACACCCCGAAUAUCUCAACAUGAAGCAGUGUUUGGAUGAUCGAUUAGAGCAAAAGCUACGUGAAAUUCACAAUGAGCACGAGUACCGUAUCAAAGCUCAUGAAAGACGAUCCGUUGCUCAGCGUGCCCAAAUUUGGGGUCAAUAUUACCAAGCUGUCAGGGAAAAGAGGGAAGGCACCUUGGAAUCACUCAAUCAAGAAUGGUACGAUAUUCAGACUGCAAGACGGAGUGCACAUAGUUUGCAAGAUUGCGGUCUACUCUAUCCAAAGGAUCCGGCACAACGAGUUCGAAACGCGAUUGCCUACAACACCGAGGUCUCGGCGCUGGCUACAAUUGCCAAAUACGAAGGAUUCCCCGCUGGCCCUGAAAUGACAGGAGCGACAUCGUCAGAACUCGAGGACGAUCUAGCUGCUAUCGAGCGAGCAAAACGAUCACGACACAAGCCAACAAGCCAGAGGCGUGAGGAAUAUUACACUCCGCCUUUUGACCGCCUCGGCCCGGCAGGGGAGCAAUUUCUUCGAGAAACCCCUUGGGCAAAUCCGAACCAUCUACUUCACAAGAUGUACCCCACGACAGCUCCAGCAGAGGCACGACCUGACGAUGCGGCUAGUCGUAGUGCGCAACAGAUGCCUGGACCUCCUCCUGUUGAUAUCAAGUCAAGCUUGAAUGUUACUGCUCAAGUCACGCAACAGUCCCCAUCACUUCCCACACGAUUAUCAGAAUCACCAGAGUUGACCCGAACCAUGCUUAGUCCAGCCCAUCAGGUGAAGAAGGUUGGUAACCUCCCAGGCGUGAGUCGCAGUACAAAAACGGCAGCGACAUAG
Molecule: messenger RNA, 1938 nt
Organism: Fusarium coffeatum
Lineage: Eukaryota; Fungi; Ascomycota; Sordariomycetes; Hypocreales; Nectriaceae
Exons: 4
Coding region: 1-1938 (645 amino acids)
Biological process (GO): negative regulation of transcription by RNA polymerase II
Cellular component (GO): Sin3-type complex
Molecular function (GO): histone deacetylase binding
Source: RefSeq, a predicted model, not a curated record